Thelazia callipaeda (thelaziosis nematode) is the source of this 1194-nucleotide messenger RNA. Lineage: Eukaryota; Metazoa; Nematoda; Chromadorea; Rhabditida; Thelaziidae. The record is from the annotation of a GenBank genome assembly.
AUGCUUGUGAAAAAUUUAAAUUCAGGUGAUAAGAUUGGAUCGACAUUUGAUAUUGAAAAUGGCUUAAUUGGAUCACCAGAAAUAACUUGCAAUCCUAGUACAAUUGAAUUGGCUUUCAAAACCAAACGAGUAUUUAAGGGUAAAGUUUUUGUCAAAGGUCACUACAGCAAUCCAAACUGUCGGGUUGAUUACGAUAGGGUAAGCUUAGAUGGAAAGCAUCCAGUUGGAGGCAUAAGGUUAAGUCAUGGACAAUGUGAUAUGAACAGACAGCGAACUAUUCAACCUGGAGGAAUGCAAUUUUCAACUGUGCUUGUUAUAAGCUUUCAUCCGCUAUUCAUAACAAAACUUGAUCGAGCUUUUCACAUCAAAUGUUUGUAUCGAGAAACCAUAAAAGCAGUAACCUCUCAGCUUGAAGUUAGUACGAUGGCAACACAGUUAUUAGAUUACGAUUAUCCAUUACCUAAUUGUAUGUAUACAAUUCGUAAAGAUGAAAUUGAUGGGCCAAUCUUGAAAUAUGCAAGAGUUGGGGAUCAAAUUGUACAUCGAUGGGAGUGUCAGUCAGAUAUUUAUGGUUUGUUAGUACAUAAUUGUCACGUGGAAGACGGGCAAGGUGAAAAGCAAGUAGUCAUAGAUGGAAAUGGAUGUCAUACAGAUCGGACACUUUUGGGUGAUCCUACAUACGUGGAAUCAUUGAAUCUUGCAUAUCGCGAAUCGUUGGUAUUUAAAUUUGCUGAUCGGGUUGUAGUUCGGUUUCAGUGUCAAAUUCGAUUAUGUAUCAAAGAUGCUGGUGGUUGUGCUGGUGUUACACCACCACUUUGUUCUGCUGCUGAAGAAGAAAACGAAGAAUUAUUGUAUACAAGAAGAAAUGAACCAUUUUUGCAUUAUUCUAUGGAUUUCGACAAUAUUACUGAACCAAAAAGACGUCGUUUGAUUCGAUCAGCAGCAUCAAAUAAUCCCAAGAUUGUUGUUGAUGCUGAUCUAAUAUCGCAGUCGCUGUAUGUGUUAGAUGCAGACGAUGGAGACACAAGUGGACAAAAUGCUGAAAAAUUGGACCAAAAAAUAUCUGAUGUAUGCGUUGGUAACACAAUAUUUGUGGUACUUAUAUGCUUACUAAUUUUUUCAUUAUCGGCUCUUAUCUCAAGUUCAGUCUGGGUUCUGUAUAGAUGGCUUAGGUAUACUUUGGAUAUUCUUUAA